Aplysia californica (California sea hare) is the source of this 3248-nucleotide messenger RNA. Its product is annotated as protein O-mannosyl-transferase TMTC4. Gene Ontology annotation, molecular function: mannosyltransferase activity; protein binding. The record is from RefSeq and is a predicted model, not a curated record. Lineage: Eukaryota; Metazoa; Mollusca; Gastropoda; Aplysiida; Aplysiidae. Gene Ontology annotation, cellular component: endoplasmic reticulum. Gene Ontology annotation, biological process: protein O-linked glycosylation via mannose; endoplasmic reticulum unfolded protein response.
AGAAAACUUUUUUGUUUUGUUUUUAAAAGGCCGACGGUUUUGGACCAUAAUAAUAUUUGCAGCAGCCUUAACAGUGAAGGGCCAGUGGUCCUGCAGGUUUUUGUCGUCCGUGUGACUGCUAGGCCUGGAGUCUACCGCUGCCACCACAUACACAAACACUCAGAGCGUCAUGUUUGGGCUCCCUCUCAGGCUCUUGCUGGAAGUGGCAGGACACACUUGACGUCUACACUGUGUGUGACUCACGGCGAAGAAAGUGUUUGCUUCCACUCACUAGUUCCAGCGCGCGCCAAGACGUACUCACAUAAAUAGCCCAUGGAACGCACGGAGUAGCCCUGGAUGGCACGAUGAAGAACAGAGUCAACAACAACAGCAACAGUAACAGCUACAACAACAACAACAACAACAAAUCGAGAUGGAGUGAUGAGGACACCACAGAGUCUAGCAGAGCCACGUUUUUCCUCGACAGAUGUCUUCCCGUCCCUGUCCUCAGCCCGGCGGUGGCAGCUGUGGUGGUGUUCACCGCGGCCGUCGUCUGCUUUGCCAACAGCUACGACGGAGAGUUUGUCUUUGAUGACUCCGAGGCCAUCGAGGCGAACAAGGACCUCCUUCCCUCCACGCCGAUCGGCGACCUGCUGGUUCACGACUUCUGGGGUCGGAAACUGACCAACGCCAGCCACAAGUCGUACAGACCCCUCACGGUGCUCACCUUCAGAUGGAGCUACUGGCUUGCGGGCGGCUUGCACCCGAUUGGUUUCCACGUGGCCAACAUUGUGCUGCACGGCGUGGUCUCCGUCCUGUCUCUGCCAAUGUUUGACCUGCUCUUCUCCGGCUGCUACACGCACGCUCGGCCGGGAGAACGCGCCGCGCCCAGGGGAUCCUUUCUGUGCGCCCUUCUGUUUGCGACCCACCCCGUGCACACGGAAAGUGUGUCGGCGGUGGUGGGACGAGCGGACCUGUUGUGUGCUCUUUUCUUCAUCCUCUCCUUCCUGUCCUACGUCCAUGGGGCAACACAAGAUAGCAGUAGACAACCGUCGAGCUUUUCCCUGGCCUGGCUGUUAGUCUCUGUGCUGCUCUGUGCUAUGGCUACUUUCAGCAAAGAACAAGGAAUCACUGUCAUGGGCGUGUGUGUGGCGUUUGACGUGCUGUGCAUCUGUCAGGUCGACUUGGCCUCUGUGUUCGGCCAAAGCCAGUCAGACACGUCUCCGGAUACAGACGGGACCACCGGCCAUUCUAAUGGCUCGGCCGGCAGUAAGAAGUGUGCAAGUCCCCAUGCAGCAUCAUGGCAACGUUCGCUGGCGGUGCGUGUGUCGCUGAUGGUGGUGUCGACACUGGCGCUGCUGUGGCUCAGGUUCCAGGUGAUGGGCUCCUCCCCGCCAACCUUCCAGGUGCACGACAACCCGCACUCCUUUGUCGACGGGUCUCUCUACCGGGUAUGUUAUCAUGUCUUAAACUCCUUUGUGGACAGCUCUCUUUACCGGGUAUGUUAUCAUGUUGUACGGUUUAUGUAUUAUAUAUACACUCCUUUGUCCGUUGCUUUCUCUAUUGGGUACCUUGUAAUGUUGUACGGGGUGUGUAUACACUCUUUUGUCGACGGCUCUCUCUACCGGGUACGUUGUAAUGUCUUAAACUCCUUUGUGGACAGCUCUCUUUACCGGAUUGCGCUAAAUCUGGCCCUUAACCUGGCGAUGCUGGUGGUCCCGUUUGUGCCGGCCAGCAACCUUUUCUUCCGCGUGGGCUUUGUGGUGGCGGAGCGCGUGUUGUACCUUCCGCUGGUGGGCUUCUGUGUGCUGGUGGUGCACGGCAUGGCUCGUCUCUGUGGCAGCGCUCGCCACAGGCAGAAAUGUCUGGCUGGGUUUGUUCUGCUUCUGGCUGUGUUCAUGGGUCGUUCCAUUCAGAGAAGCAAUGAAUGGAGAAGUGGAAUGACUUUGUUCAGGUCUGGCGUCAGCGUCUGCCCACUGAAUGCCAAGACUCCUGGCGGACAGCGGGGAGCCUCACCAAGCCGUGGAGAGAUACAGGCAUGCUGUACAUCUGAACCCAGUAUACGACCAAGCCAUGAACAACCUGGCCAACAUCCUCAAGGACCACGGACAGGAUGUGGAGGCGGAGCACUGGCUGGACAAGGCCGUCGCCAUCACGCCUGAGUUUGCGGCAGCGUGGAUGAACCGCGGCAUCGUGAAAGCCUCGCUGAAGAAGUACGAGGAGGCGGAGCAGAGCUACAGGCAGGCCCUGAGGCACCGUACCUGGAGUUACAGAGGAGCCAGGAAGCACUGACGGCCUACCAGAACGCCACCAUGCUCCGUCCCAGCCACUGGAACGCCUGGAACAACGCAAUUCUCCUCCUGGAUAACCUCAAUCUGUACGACAAGGCUAUCACGAUGGCUCAGGCGGCCUUGAAGAUCCUCCCCGAGCACCCGUCGCUCAUGUACAGCCUGGCAAACGUCUACGGCAAAAAGGGCGACUAUGCGCAGGGAGAGAAGUGGUACCUGGCCAUCCUCAGGAUGGACCCAAACAACGCCAACUACCACCUGAAUCUGGGCGUGCUGUACCACCGGUGGGGCAAGCUGAAGGAGGCGGAGGUCGCGUACCACAAGUCCCUGGCCCUUCAGCCUGACCACCAGACGGCCAUCGACAACCUAAACUUGCUGCGAGCGAAGAUGAAGACAGAUGCGUCCAGAUAAUUUGAGACAGAUGCUUCAAGAUGAUCUGAGACAGAUGGAGGUUGUAGACCUGAAAUAGACACGUCCUGAUGAUUUGAGACCGAGACAGACGCGUACAGAUGACCAAAGACAGACACGCGUAGAUGACCAGAGACAGAUGCUUUCAGAUGAUUUGAGACAGAUGGAGGUUGGUGACCUGAGACAUACCGGGGUCGUUGACCCUAAGACAGACAGGGGUCGUUGAUCCUAAGACAGACAGGGGUCGUUGAUCCUAAGACAGAUCCUAAGUCAGACUGGGAUUGUUGACGGCAGUGGUCUGUGGCACGUACCACUUGUCAUGGUUUGAGAAAUUGUGAGGCGAACUGAGUAAACGAGUUAUUUCUCGGAUUUUAUCUCUAAGGAGAGCAAUACAUCAAAGUUAAUAGUUUUUACGAUUUAGUCAUAAGAAACGUUAGAAAUGUUAAACUUGGAGAAAGUGGCAUCUGUUGUAAGUCUACAAAUUUGACUCCUAUGUCAAGAUUUGGCGGGGUGCUGUGGUGUGGUUUGUUCCUUCUUUCCGAACGAACAUCUAUCGUCCUUGUUUCUCUUCCU